Messenger RNA from Postia placenta MAD-698-R-SB12, 468 nucleotides. RefSeq lists its product as hypothetical. Gene Ontology annotation, molecular function: monoatomic ion channel activity. The record is from RefSeq and is a predicted model, not a curated record. NCBI's taxonomy places the organism in Eukaryota, Fungi, Basidiomycota, Agaricomycetes, Polyporales, Adustoporiaceae. The transcript has 3 exons. Gene Ontology annotation, cellular component: membrane. Gene Ontology annotation, biological process: monoatomic ion transport; transmembrane transport. Bases 1 to 468 code for a protein of 155 amino acids.
AUGGCCGCUCUAUCCAUCACAACUGUUGCACUAAGCCUGGUGAACGGUUGUCCUACGCUGCCGUUCUACAUCCUGGAAUUGAUCGUUAACGGCGCAAUGAUUCUCGAAGUCUCAAUACGAUUUGUUGCCUUCGGCAGGCAAUUCUGGACGUCAUGGUUCAAUAUCAUGGACCUUGUCCUCACCAUAUUCUGUGUGGUCACCUUACUCGUCAUCUUCUUCGCUGGUUGUGGAAAUACUAGCAAGGAAGAAGAACUGCUGGACACUCUGCUCCUCGUCGCCCGUAAUAUCCUGCAAUUUGGGCACGAGGAGAUAGAAGACGAACUGGGGCGCCCACUCAUACGCGAUGCAGUUGUAUUCGAUGCGUCUGAAGAGGCCGCCCAAUCGCGUACUACCUUAUCGGACAUGCCGCGAGCAGUCCAAGCGGUACACGAUCGAGAUAUGGAGGAUGUUUGGGCGGAGCUGGGAUAG